This is a messenger RNA of Drosophila subobscura, 650 nucleotides long. RefSeq names its product calmodulin-like protein 4. Gene Ontology annotation, cellular component: myosin II complex; cytoplasm. Bases 94 to 543 code for a protein of 149 amino acids. The transcript has 4 exons. The record is from RefSeq and is a predicted model, not a curated record. NCBI's taxonomy places the organism in Eukaryota, Metazoa, Arthropoda, Insecta, Diptera, Drosophilidae. Gene Ontology annotation, molecular function: myosin heavy chain binding; calcium ion binding.
UAAUUUUAUUUUAUUUAUAUUUUUCGUCCGUUGUGUUUACCUUAUUUAUUGUUGGUUUGUUUAAUUUUUUAGCGUGGUAAAAAGUUUUUCAACAUGGCACGUUACUUUAAGGAGCAGGAUAUUGAUGAGUUCCGCGAGUGCUUUUAUCUGUUUGCCCGUUCGGGCCAAAUCAACAAUUUGGACGAACUAACUGUAAUCAUGCGUUCGCUGGGUCUGUCGCCGACAAUCCAGGAACUGGUUUCAUACUUGAAGCAGAAGAAUGGAAAAAUGAGCUUCGCCGACUUUCUGGACAUCAUGCACCAGCACUCCAAGGUGGAGAGUCUGCCGGACGAGGUCAUUGCUGCCUUUAAGGCAGCCGAUCCUCAUAACAAGGGCACCAUAUCUGCCCGGCAGCUGCGAAACCUGCUCCAAAACUGGGGCGAAGGCCUCUCCGUGCGCGAGGUGGACAAUAUCUUCCGCGAGGCUAAUGUCAACAGCAAUACCAAUGUGCGGUAUGCAGACUUUGUCAAGAUUGCUUGCGCCCCAGUGCCAGACUACUAUUAGUCCAUGCUGGCAGAGCCUUAGAAAACAUUCCAGUAAACAUGCAUUUCCCUACAAAACACGCACAAAAAACCACUUGCAAUAAAGUUCACAGAAGAUAUUUAAGAAAA